GAUGGCUCGGCUGGCCGUGUACCGGGCGGAGACGGAGGAGGGGCCGGACGUCCUGCGCUGGCUGGACCGCCAGCUCAUCAGACUGUGCCAGAAGUUUGGAGAUUACCACAAAGACAACCCCAACUCCUUCAGGUUCUCUGAGACCUUCUCUCUCUACCCUCAGUUCAUGUUCCACCUGCGGCGCUCCCCCUUCCUCCAGGUGUUCAACAACAGUCCUGAUGAGAGCUCAUAUUACAGACAUCAGUUCAACAGACAAGACCUGACGCAGGCGCUCAUCAUGGUGCAGCCGGUGCUCUACGCCUAUUCAUUCAGUGGGCCCCCUGAGCCGGUGCUGUUGGACAGCAGCAGCAUCCUGCCUGACAGAAUCCUGCUGAUGGACACCUUCUUCCAGAUCCUCAUCUACCACGGAGAGACGGUGGCUCAGUGGAGGAAGGCGGGCUAUCAGGACUUGUCGGAGUACGAGAACUUCCGGCACCUCCUCCAGGCUCCGGUGGACGACGCUCAGGAGCUGCUUCACGCUCGCUUCCCCAUGCCGAGAUACAUCGACACGGAGCACGGAGGCAGCCAGGCCCGGUUCCUGCUCUCCAAAGUGAACCCCUCUCAGACGCACAACAACAUGUACGCCUAUGGACAGGAGUCUGGAGCUCCCAUCCUGACAGACGACGUCAGUCUGCAGGUGUUCAUGGAUCACCUGAAGAAACUGGCUGUUUCCAGCGCUGCGUGAUCACCUCUGACACACCUGACCUUCACCUGACCUUCACCUGACCUCCAUCUGACCUCCAUCUGACCUCCCCUUGUUACCUG
Molecule: messenger RNA, 804 nt
Organism: Trematomus bernacchii (emerald rockcod)
Lineage: Eukaryota; Metazoa; Chordata; Actinopteri; Perciformes; Nototheniidae
Product: protein transport protein Sec23A-like
Exons: 8
Coding region: 2-724 (240 amino acids)
Biological process (GO): intracellular protein transport; COPII-coated vesicle budding; endoplasmic reticulum to Golgi vesicle-mediated transport
Cellular component (GO): COPII vesicle coat; endoplasmic reticulum exit site
Molecular function (GO): GTPase activator activity
Source: RefSeq, a predicted model, not a curated record